AUGUAUAGAAUCGAGACGAACGUCGACAAGGACAUGCAUAUUAACACGCAUUAUAGAUUUCAACAACUUGAGAAGUUAGGCGAGGGGACCUAUGCAACGGUGUACAAGGGGAGAAACAGAGCUACCGGAGCAUUAGUUGCUUUAAAAGAGAUUAAUUUGGACUCUGAAGAAGGUACGCCGUCUACUGCAAUAAGGGAAAUAUCGCUCAUGAAAGAGCUCGAUCAUGAAAAUAUUGUAACUUUGUAUGAUGUUAUUCAUACAGAAAACAAACUUACACUUGUGUUUGAAUAUAUGGACAAAGAUUUAAAGAAAUAUAUGGAAGUUCAUGGCAACCAUGGUGCUUUGGAUUUGAAGGUUGUAAAAAGUUUCAUGUUUCAACUUUUGAAAGGUAUAAUGUUCUGCCACGACAAUCGGGUCUUGCAUCGUGACUUGAAGCCCCAAAAUUUGUUAAUUAACAAUAAGGGUGAGUUGAAACUAGGCGAUUUUGGACUAGCAAGAGCUUUUGGUAUUCCUUUCAACACUUUUUCAAAUGAAGUGGUCACCUUGUGGUAUAGAGCGCCAGAUGUGUUGUUGGGCUCUAGGGCAUACACAACAUCCAUUGACAUAUGGUCAGCUGGUUGUAUAUUUGCCGAAAUGUGCACUGGAAAGCCGCUUUUUCCAGGAACGGCAAACGAAGAUCAAUUGAUCAAGAUAUUCAGAUUAAUGGGAACGCCUAAUGAACGAACAUGGCCAAAUAUUACGCAAUUCUCGAAUUACAAGAAUAAUUGGCAAAUAUUUGUACCUCAAGACUUAAGGCUUUUGGUGCCUAAUUUGGACUCCAUGGGGAUGAAUCUUUUACAGAGUAUGCUUCAAAUGAGACCAGAGGCAAGAAUAACGGCUAGACAAGCUUUACAACAUCCUUGGUUCCAUGAAAUUACAUUACCUACACCCGCUGUACAACACCAUUUAAGCGACCCAUAUCAACAACAACAACAACAACAGCAGCAGCAACAACAACAACAGCAACAACAACAACAGCAACAGCAACAACAGCAUGCUCAACAGUCUCUAAAUCCUCAUCAACCUAUUAUCGACCAGCAAUACUAA
This is a messenger RNA of Lodderomyces elongisporus, 1086 nucleotides long. RefSeq names its product cyclin-dependent serine/threonine-protein kinase (gene PHO85). Gene Ontology annotation, cellular component: cytoplasm; nucleus. The record is from RefSeq and is a predicted model, not a curated record. Gene Ontology annotation, biological process: protein phosphorylation. The coding region runs from base 1 to 1086 and encodes 361 amino acids. Gene Ontology annotation, molecular function: cyclin-dependent protein serine/threonine kinase activity; ATP binding. The transcript has a single exon. NCBI's taxonomy places the organism in Eukaryota, Fungi, Ascomycota, Pichiomycetes, Serinales, Debaryomycetaceae.